This is a messenger RNA of Fusarium pseudograminearum CS3096, 1485 nucleotides long. RefSeq lists its product as uncharacterized. The transcript has 3 exons. The record is from RefSeq and is a predicted model, not a curated record. Bases 1 to 1485 code for a protein of 494 amino acids. Gene Ontology annotation, biological process: regulation of DNA-templated transcription. Gene Ontology annotation, molecular function: DNA-binding transcription factor activity, RNA polymerase II-specific; zinc ion binding. NCBI's taxonomy places the organism in Eukaryota, Fungi, Ascomycota, Sordariomycetes, Hypocreales, Nectriaceae.
AUGGCCGCUAGUCUUGAUCCAUCUUCUCCUGCUGAUGCUAGUUCGGAUCUGGCAGGUCUUCCUCUUCAUAUUGGCCCCUCGUCAGCUCCUGUGCAAUUAGUGCGAAGAGUAAGCAACUUGCCAUACACCCGACAAUACUGCCGCACUAGCAAGCCCAAGGUUCGCAGUGGUUGCCGAACCUGCAAGAAACGGCGUGUCAAGUGUGACGAGGGUAAACCAACCUGCGCUCGUUGUGCCAAUGGCGAUUUUGUCUGCGACGGUUACGAAACAGCCCUACCUACUGUACUAUGGGCACCCGUCCAAACACCGCAUAGAAACCACCCAUCUCCAUCUCUCGUCCCACCAGUCAUCCCAGGCCUCACCAGCCAGAGCGUUCCAUAUCUGGAUGCAUUUCGUAACCAGAUUGCUCCAGAACUUUCCGGAAGCUUGUACAUGGACUUUUGCCAGGGGUCAAUUCUCGUUGGCGCGCACCAAGAUGGCUCAAUUCGUCAGUUAGCUUUGUCCCUUGGUGCUUUGACUUUGGCCAUCGCGGAUGACGCCCGUGAAACGAAGCAGCACAUCGUCGAUGCAAGACCCUCGUCGCUUAGACCUUGGGGUUUCACGACAAUCAAGAAUGGGAACCAUGCUGCUUCACUCAAGCAUUACAUGAAGGGCGUUUCUAGUCUGCGGGAUCGUCUCCGGGUCGACCCAGCACGCGUUCCUGUACGGACAAUUCUCAUCACUACUAUUCUCAUGGCCCUGUAUGAGAUACUGCAAGGAAACUACAAGUCAGUGGAUACCAUGUUGAGGACAAUUACAAAUCUUCUGCAUCAUCAUCAUGACAACCCUAUGCAAGAUGGCUCUGUUGAGGAGCUUGUCUCAAUUCAGCAUACGUUUACAUGUUUUUCUAUAAUGAGCCAAUAUUCGCGAAAAUUUACAUCUCCGUGGCCUACCUUCAUGUCUAUGAAGACCGCCUCGGAUAUAGAGCCCCCAACCUUUGGCGUGGAUUUGCCCACGACGAUCCUUGCAAGAUGGAGAUUUUUCAACAGCGGCGCCUUGGCCUAUAUAGGUCAAGCUCAUGGCGUUGCCAUGUCAAAAAACCCAGUUCUCACAGCGUUUUUCGAGCAUCAAGGCCAGAUUCUACGUAGCCAAGCUGGGAUGUGGGCACAGACCAUCGAGGCCUAUCUGGAGGACGACCCGGUCAGUAUAUUGGACAAUUGUGUUGAGUGGUUGAAGAAACAAGUCCAGCGUGGGUUGCCUCGUCAUAUCAUCUUGGGUGAGGGAAUAAUUAUGCCUCUUCUAGCAGUCGCUCGCCUUUGUAGGAUUCAUGAUGUUCGGAUGGAUGCGUUACAUAUCGCGCAGAGGAUCAAAUGGCAAGAAGGCGCCUGGGAUGCGCAGUUUCUCGCCCAGGGUGAGCUGGGAGUUGUGGUGAUGGAGGAAACAGAGAAGGAAGAGGGCGUUAAAAGAGACAUGCCAGUUGGAACGUACAAUCAAAGUACCUCGUGA